AUGUCUACAUUGGAUACAUUAGCAUCACAAGUUCCACAAGAAUUACGUGUUAAACUUAUGCAACAUUUUGGUAUUGCAAAAGAAUAUGAAAAAAAUCCAGGAAUGAUUUCAAUAACAUAUUAUUGUUUAAUGUAUAUUGCAAAUGAAGCACUUAAACUUCAAAAAGAUAAACAAUUUGUUUCAAAUGUACUUGAUUAUCUUGAAGCAACAAAACGAAAUAAUCCAAAUGAUGAAAUAAUUAAAUCUAUGGUAACUGGUCAGACAACAAUUGAAGAAUUAAUAAGUGUUCUUGUUACUGAAACAAAUGAAGCUGAAGAUGAUGAACAUAAAACUCCUGAACAAUUACGUUUACUUAUGAGAAAACAUUAUACUGUCGGUGGAUUAGCUGAUAUUCUUUCUGUAUUUGGAUCAGUCAAAGAUGAUUUUAUUACAUUAGGUAAAAUUGCUAAAAGUCGUGCAGUAGCAAUUUUUCGUGAUUUAAAAUCUGGUGCUGGUAGUAGUGGUGGUCCAUCAUCAGCAAUAAGACCUCCUGAUAGUACUAGUGAUCGCACUGUUUCACCAGAAAUACCAUCAAAAAAUCCUUCUACAUCUUUUUAUAAUCAAACUACAAGCAAUAAAGAUGUUCCAUUUGAUGUUAUAUCUCAAGUACAAAGAUUACUUCGUUAUGCUAAUUCAGCUUUAGAAAAUGAAGAUAUUGCUACAACAGUUCAUAAUUGCGAACAAGUAUUACAAUUACUUCAACCAUAUAAUCAUUAA
This is a messenger RNA of Rotaria sordida, 756 nucleotides long. NCBI's taxonomy places the organism in Eukaryota, Metazoa, Rotifera, Eurotatoria, Philodinida, Philodinidae. The record is from the annotation of a GenBank genome assembly.